AUGCUUGUAUGCAACUCUUGUGGCAUCUCGUCUUCCCACCCCCUCGUCCCAGCUCCUGGCGCCCAUCUGAUAGGACCAAAUUGCCCAUUUCUUCUUGUCUCUGUCUUCGUUUGUCCCAAAGUAGCCCAAGAAUGCAUCACUUCAAAUGGCCUCAAUGCAGUGCAAGUGGUGCUUCCAUAUUCACCAUCCGCCUCGGCAAACUUCUGCCGGCUGUGUCAUUCUGCAGUCUUUCCAGAGCUGUUUGAUCACUUUCGAGAUCAGCUCAGAUCCAGUCAAGAGGGUCAUUCAAGUCCACACGCUGUGCACGGACAAGCUGCAAAUCGCGCAUUUGGAUCAGAUCAAGUUGGAUCAAGUUGA
Protopolystoma xenopodis is the source of this 357-nucleotide messenger RNA. NCBI's taxonomy places the organism in Eukaryota, Metazoa, Platyhelminthes, Monogenea, Polystomatidea, Polystomatidae. The record is from the annotation of a GenBank genome assembly.